AUGCGAUGUGCUUGCCGAGCUUGCAGAUUCGACAAAUGUGUUGCCGUCGGAAUGAAUCCAAAAGCAAUUCAGUGUAAUCGCACAGGGCGCAUAGCGUCGCCGCAAGAAGCGGUUCCGUCAACUACCUCAUCGAAUUCGUCCUCAGAAUCCGAGAUACCUCAUCAUCAUGCUUCCACUUCAAAUUCGUCAGAGAAAGAGCUAAAUCAUCUGUUUCCACAGUCCAAAGAUUCCAGUCGCAAACGUUCAUCGGCCAGUCCGGACAGUGAAUCGACAUCCAAACGAGCUUAUACUAUUUCUGCCCUUCUUGACUUCCCGAACUCAGGUGCCAUGCCGGGCGCUGAUGAAAAUUCCAGGCGCCCGCAGUUAUCACUAUCGCCUUCUUCAAGAAGUGAAGUCACAUUCGGUGUUCGCGAGAGCAUCAAAAAAGAGUGCCUCAUUUCAGAAAAACAUGAAAGACUGAUCUCACAGCUCGUCCGUGCCCAGGAAAAUAUCAGCGAAAUGUUGGAUUCGAAAGACUGCGAUGGUUCCAUCUCAAUGCUCGACCUGCUAGCACGACCACCAGUCACAGCAGCAACUCCAGAGGCACACAAAUGUGAUUACAAACCACAGAAUUACUCAAACAAUGGCCCAGCGGCAGUGCUGAACCAGAAGUUGGCUGUUGCUGUGGAGUACGCCAAAACAUUCGAUUUCUUCCAGUGGAUGCCAGUCCAGGAUAAGGUGGUGCUUCUACGUGAUGUUGCGUUUGUGCUGCUUUUGCUGGAAACAGCGUACGAGAGGUCGAGCUCGAAAAGCGCAUCAGUGCUAAACCACAAGAAUCAGAAGCAACCAUCACAAUCGGAUGAGGAAAAUGUUGGAAUGUCGGUAAUAAUUGAGAGCUUAAACAGAGCCAAAUUGGAUAAGAAGGAAUUUUUAUUGCUCAAAGCAGUUACCUUCUUGCAUUCUGGUAAGCCCGCUCAAGAGUUACAACGGGUACAUGUGCGCGAAAUUUUAAAGCCUUGUCAGAGACCUCAGAUGUGA
Messenger RNA from Gongylonema pulchrum, 1017 nucleotides. Lineage: Eukaryota; Metazoa; Nematoda; Chromadorea; Rhabditida; Gongylonematidae. The record is from the annotation of a GenBank genome assembly.